Messenger RNA from Exophiala dermatitidis NIH/UT8656, 678 nucleotides. Its product is annotated as translation initiation factor eIF-4E. The coding region runs from base 1 to 678 and encodes 225 amino acids. The transcript is spliced from 3 exons. Gene Ontology annotation, biological process: translational initiation. The record is from RefSeq and is a predicted model, not a curated record. Gene Ontology annotation, cellular component: cytoplasm; eukaryotic translation initiation factor 4F complex. NCBI's taxonomy places the organism in Eukaryota, Fungi, Ascomycota, Eurotiomycetes, Chaetothyriales, Herpotrichiellaceae. Gene Ontology annotation, molecular function: translation initiation factor activity; RNA 7-methylguanosine cap binding.
AUGGCCGAAGUUGAGACGCCCCAGCCGGUUCCUGGCCCAGUCUCGGACGAGAAUGCCGCUCCCUCUUCAGACGAGAUCAAGACUGUGUUUCAUGAUGUGAACAAUUUCAACGUCAAACACCCUCUGCUCAACAGCUGGAGCCUUUGGUUCACUAAGCCGCCCUCGUCGAAAGGAGACAACUGGAAUGACCUUCUCAAAGAAGUGAUUACAUUCGACACCGUUGAAGAGUUCUGGGGGAUUUAUAACAACAUCACCGCCUGUUCAGACCUUAGUCACAAGUCUGAUUACCAUCUUUUCAAGAAAGGAGUCCGGCCAGAAUGGGAGGAUCCGCAGAACAAGCAUGGAGGCCGGUGGUCCUACACGUUCAAGGACAAGAAGUCUGUCAACAUCGACGAAGUGUGGCUCCACACCCAGCUUGCAGCAAUUGGCGAAACUUUGGAGGAUGAAGGAGACAAUGAAGUCAUGGGAGUCGUUGUGAAUGUCAGAAAGGCAUUCUACCGAAUCGGGUUGUGGACUCGCACCACCGGAAAGGCUGGGAGCAAGGACACUUUGAUGAAGAUCGGUCAACGCUUCAAAGAGGUUUUGCAGCUCCCUCCAAACGAAUAUGUCGACUUCUCUGGCCACACUGAUGCCGCGCAUGCGGGCAGCACUAGGGCAAAGACGAAGUACACGGUCUAG